GCCCGGGACGGGACCCGGAUCCGGACCCCGCCGCCGCCACCACGACGACGGCCGCCCCGGCCUCGAACCGAAGAGGCGUCGCCGCCGCCACCCCUUCUCCCACCGUGGCCGCGGCGGAGCGCGCCAGGACCCCGGCAGCCUGGCGAGGAGCUCCCCCGCGGUAGCGCCUGCCCGGGAUGGACCCUCGGAACUGUGCCAUGUUAGGCCUGGGCUCGGCGGACGCGGAAGGGUUCCCCAGGAAGGGCCCCGGGGCCGCCGCCGGCUCGGGCCCCGGCCCCUCGGGCGGCAGGAGGGAGGCCGAGCGCCCGGAGGACGCCUGGGGCCGGGGCGAGGCGGGGCGGGGGCCCGACGGGCCCGAGGCCGAGGCGCCCCCGCAGUUCUCCGUCAAGGAGACCAACUUCUCCGAGGGGAACCUGAAGCUGAAGAUCGGCCUGCAGGCCAAGAGGACCAAGAAGCCGCCCAAGAGCCUGGAGAACUACGUGUGCCGUCCGGCCGUCCGGGCCACCGGACGCCAGCCCAGGAAGCCGCUCAAGGGCGGCAAGGCCGGCGACGACCGGGCCGAGCCCGGCCCCGCCAAGCGGGACCCGGCCAAGCCGUUCCGGAAGGCGGACGAUGGUCCGGUCGCCGAGAGCCUCCACCGCCACCCGCCGGCCGAGGCCCCCUCCGCUCCCCGGAAACCGUCUCCCCUCCGCGCCGAGAUGGCCGACGGCCCCAAGGCGGGGCCGCCGCCGCCCGCCUCGGGGGGUAGCCGGGCGCCCCCCGACCCCAAAGAGCGGGCCUUGCCCAACGGCGCCGCCAGCGUCACGGAGAAGCUGGCCCAGCUCAUCGCCACCUGCCCCCCGGCCAAGUCAGCCAAGGCCAAGCCCAAGAAGGCGGCGCCCGGGCCGGCGGCCGGGGGGGCCGCGCCCGGCAAGGACCCGGCCAAGAAGCCGGCCGGCGGGCCUCCGGCCAAGGACCCCGGCAAGCGGGCCGGCCCGGGAGCGCCGGGGGGCUUGCCGGCCAAGGACCCCGGGAGGAAGCCGGGGCCCCCGUUCGUCGCCAAGGACCCGGCCCGCCGGGCCGGCCCCGCCCCGGCCGCCGGGCCGACCGGCAAGGAGCUGCCCAGGAAGCCCCCGGGCCUCGGGUCGGUCCCGGGACCCCCAGCCAAGGAGCCGGCCAGGAGGCCGGGGCUGGGCUCCCUGCUGGGCCUGGUGAGCCGCGAGCCGGGCAAGGGGCCGGCCCCGGCCCCGCCGCCCAAGGAGCCGGCGCGGAGGCCCCCGCCGGGCCCCGGCCCCGGCCCCGGCCCGGGUCCGGCCGCCGGGGACCCGGGCGGCCUCCAGGCCGAGCCCCCGGGGCCCGGCCCGGCCCCGCCGGCGGCCCACGGCCCGCCCGGCGCCGGCCUCGACGGCCCGGAGCCCGCCGGCUUCCCGGGCGAGGGGCCCCCCGGGGGCCGGCUCCCGGACAGGUCGGCGGCCGGCCGGCCCUUCCGCGACCGGGGCGGGGGCCCGGAGGCGGGCAGGCCGGAGAAGCCGUCGGCCGUCUACUGCACGUCCCCGGACUUCCGCCCGGGGGGCGCCUCCGACGCCUCGUCCGCCAAAUCCCCCUUCAGCGCCGCGGGGGAGGGCAGCCUGCCCUCGCCCGCCCCGGCCGUCUCGGUGGCCGCCCUGAGCCGGACCCCCGCGGGGGCGGCCCCGGCCCCGCCGCCCCCGGUCCCGCCGCCGCCGGGCCCCUCGGCGGAGGCGCCCGAGGGGGUCUCGGAGGCCGGGGCGGCGGGCAGGCGGCCCUUCUCCCCCGACCGCGUCCCCCCGGCCCACCGCCCGCGGGGCCACGGCCCCCCGGGCUCGGACGAGGGCCCCCGGGCCGGCUCCGUGCUGGGCAAGGAGGCGGGGCCGGUCGGGUUCGGCGGCCUGUUCGGCCCCAAGCCGCUGCGGGCGCUGGGGGCCCUGGGCGCCCUGGGGGCGGCGGCGGCGGCGGCCGAGAAGUGCUGCCCGGGGGCGGCCGGCGGCCUGCAGGCCAAGCCGCUGAAGAAGCGGAAGGGGCGGAAGCCGCGCUGGACCAAGGUGGUGGCCCGGGCCGCCUGCCGCUCGCCCAAGGCGCUGGAGCUGGACCGCGCCGAGCUCUUCCAGAGCGUGGCCCGCGCCGGCCGCCCCGGGCCGGGGGCCGGGCCCGGGGGCGGCCCCGACCCGGCCCCGUUCCUCAAGGGCCUGGGCCCGCCGGUCUUCGUGGAGCGCGACUUCUUCAAACACCGGCUGCCCAAGCUGAGCCCGGCCGGGCCGCCCGCCCACCGGCCCUUCGGCUCCCACAAGCUGCCGGCCGGGGUGCGCGUCUCGGCCGACCUGCUGCCGGAGCUCUACCGGCCCAAGCGGGGCCGGCCCCGGGCCCAGGACAUGCCCCAGCUGGAGGGGCCCCCGAAGCGGGCCCUCCGGGUGCCCGCCUCCAAGGUCUUCUCGCUGCCGGGGCCGCCCGCCAAGGAGGAGCCCGGCCCGCCCGUCCUGCAGCCCGAGAUCGAGAUCCCCAGCUUCGGGCCCCCGCCGCCCCCGCCCCCGCUGCCCCCGCCCCCGCCGGGCCUGGCGGGCUCCCCCUUCCCGAAGAAGCGGGGGCGGCCCAAGCGGCAGCUGCGGCCCCCGGCCCCGAGGCAGCCGCCGGUGCUGUCCAUGGCCCCCUUCGUCGGGGCCGAGGGCCCGGGCCCGCUGGACGUGGCCGACGGCUUCUUCGAGCGGGAGGACCGGCGGCGGGGGCCGGCGCUGGGGCCGGCGGCGGGCGGCGGCCUGGCCGGGGCGGGCCUGGCGGGGGACCCCGGCCCGCGGGUGGCCAAGCGGGCCCACGGCCAGCUGAUGAAGACCAUCGUCCGCAAGAUCAACAAGAUGAAGACGCUGAAGCGCAAGCGGCUCCUGACGCAGAUCCUGUCCAGCUCGGCGGCGGCGGCGGCCACGGCGGCGGCCGCGGCGGAGGCCGGGGGCCCGGGGGCGCCGGGGGGCCCCGGGGCCGCCCCGCCCCAGCUGCCGGGCCCCAUGUCCACCCUGGCGGCCACCUUCGGCUCCAAGCUGGGCCAGCAGAUCAACGUGAGCAAGAAGGGGACCAUCUACAUCGGCAAGCGGCGCGGCCGUAAGCCCAAGGCCCUGCUCAACGGCUUCCUGGCGGGCGGGCCGGGCCUGGGCCCCAUCCUCCUGCCGGGGGGCGGCGGCGGCCCGGGCCCCGAGGCCCUGCCCUCCCCGGGCCGCUCCCACUCGUCCGGGGCCAGCGGGGGCCAGAGCCCCGCCAGCAGCGACGCCGGCUUCGCCGAGCCGGGCCCCGUGCCCUUCCUGCACGGCCACGGCCGGCCGGCGGGCGGGCGCAAGGCGGCCCGGGCCCGGCGCCGCCUCUCGCCGCCCACCCUGCUGCCGCACUCGCCCCCGCCCCCCGCCCACCUCAGCGAGCUGGCCGCCCUCAAGGAGGCCACGCCCUCCCCGGCCAGCGAGGCCCACAGCGACGAGACGGCGCCCAGCGACAGCGGCAUCGGCACGGACAACAACAGCACCUCGGACCGGGCCGAGAAGGCGGGCGGCGCGCGGAAGCGGCGCCACUCCUUCGAGCACGCGGCCCUGCUGGUGCCCGAGGCGGCGGCGGCGGCGGCGGCGGCGGCCGCGGCCCUGGGCGGCCUGAAGGACAAGCACAAGCGGAAGCGGCGGGCCCACGACUACCUCGGCUACGACCAGCUCAAGCGGCAGAAGCGGAAACGCAAGAAGAAGAAGCGGCCGGCCCUGCGCGGCCGGCAGGACCCGGGCUUCCUGGCGGAGCUGGAGGAGCUGGCCGGCCGGCUGAGCGAGAUCCGCAUCACCCACCGCAGCCGCCUGCGCUUCGGCGCCGCCCGCCAGCCGCUGCCCACCAUCUUCCGCAUCAACUUCGGCAGCUUCUACCCGCCGCCGGCCUUCCCGCUGGACCCGCGGCGCUACGGCCGCGACGCCGACCCCAAGAGGAGACGGGGCCGGCCCGCCAAGGCGCGCCAGGCCGUGGCCGAGGUGCCCUUCCUGCCCGGCCUGAGCUUCCCGCUCUCCGGCGCCGGCUUCUACCCGUCCUACGGCCUGCCCUACUCGCCCUCGCCGCUGGCCUCCGCCCCGCUCGGCCUGGGCUACUACGGCCGCUACCCGCCGGCCCUCUACCCGCCCCCGCCCCCGCCGGCCGCCGCCCCGGCCCCGGCCCCGCCCCCGCCCCCUCCCUCGCCCUCCUUCCCCGCCCCCCUGGCCCCGCUGCCCCCGCCCUCCUACGUGCACGCCGGCCACCUGCUCCUCAACCCGGCCAAGUACCGCAAGAAGAAGCAUAAGCUGCUGCAGCAGCAGGAGGCCCUGCUGGCCGCCGCCGCCGCCGCCGCCGCGGCCGCCGCCGCCGGCCGGGGCCCCCUGCUCUCCGUGGGCGCCUACCCCGGCGUCCCGCCCGAGGUGGCCUACGGCUGGAUGGUGGAGCACAAGCACCGGCACCGGCACAAGCACCGCGACCACCGGACCGGGGACCCCCCGGGCCCGGGCCCGGCCGCCCCCCGGCCCGCCCUCGACGGCCUCCAGCGUUACCGCCUGGCCAAGGAGGGCCCCGGCGCCGAGCGCCACAGACACAAGGACGAGCACCGCUGGCACCUGGCCUGCCCCCACCUGGCCCGCCCCCCCCCGCCCCGCGGCCCGCUCGCCCGCGAGGACCCCUGGGCGGCCCGGGAGCCGGAGCCCGGGGCCCCGGCCCCGCCCCCGCCGUCGGACGGCGCCGAGGGCGGACCGGCCCGGGCCCCGGGCGCCUUCGCCCCCGCCGCGGGCGGCUGCGGCGGCGGCGCCGAGCCGCCCGGCGGCCCCGAGCACACGAACCUCUUCACAAGUGCAAUAGGCAGCUGCCGGGCCGCGGCGGGAGCCGUCGGCCGCAGGCGGAGCCCCGACGGCCCCGGCCUCUUCUCCGCCCAGGACGGCCCCCUGGCUCGGCCGGCGGGGAAGGAGCCGCCCCCGCCCGGCGGCGAGAGGACCCUGCGGGCGCUGGCAGCUCCCCCGACGGGCUCCCAGCCGGCCCUGGACAAAGCCCCGCCGCAGAGACCCUUGGACAACACCCAUGCCAGCCCCACCCGGAGGAGACCGUUGUCUGAGGGCCCGUCUUCCACAGGGCUCGGGGUCCUCCCGCGGAGCGGCCCGAGGCCCGGGGCGGCCGCCGGCGACCCGCCGGACGGCCUCCCGCAGCGGGCGGCCCCGCACGAGAGCCCGGACCCCGGGGCCGCCGCCGCCCCGGCCGCCCCCGGCGACGCCGGCGGGGACGGAGGCCGCCCCCCGCCCCAGCUGAAGCGGCGGGCCCCGGACCCCGGCCCGCCGCACGCCCGCAAGGUGGGCCACUUCGACAAGAUCCUGGCCACCAAGAAGAACCUGGACCACGUCAACAAGAUCCUGAAAGCCAAAAAACUGCAGAGGCAGGCCCGGACCGGGAACAACUUCGUCAAGCGCCGGCCGGGCCGCCCGCCCAAGUCCCCGCCCCGGCCCGGGGAGCCGCCGGCCGAGGGGCCGCCCGCCGCCGCCGCCGCCGAGCCCCGGCCGCACCCCGACACCGUCACCGACGUCAUCGAGGCCGUCGUGCAGAGCGUGGGGCGGAGCGGGGCGCCCGGCCCGGCCCCGGAGCCCGAGCCCGGCCGCGGCUGGAAGAGGAAGCAGUGGCCGCCGGACGAGGAGCAGCACGGCCGCAAGAGGCCCAAGCCGCUUCCCGAGGACGAGGAGGAGCGGGAGGCCGCCCCGAGCUUCCCCGGGUCGGCCGUCGCGCCGCCGAGCCCGGCCCCGGACGCCCCCGCCGAACCGCCUGAGCCCGAGGAGCCCCCGCCGCCGCCGCCGCCGCCCCCCCCCCCCCCGCCGCCCGCCCCGGUCCCGCGGGAGAAGAAGGCCCCGCGACCCCCGAAGAAGAAAUACCAGAAGGCCGGGCUCUACUCGGACGUCUUCAAAACCACCGACCCCAGGAGCCGCCUGAUGCAGCUGAAGAAGGAGAAGCUGGAGUACACCCCCGGGGAGCACGACCACGGCCUGUUCCCCGCCCCCAUCCACGUCGGCAAGUACCUGCGGCAGAAGCGGGUGGACUUCCAGCUGCCGUACGACACCCUGUGGCAGUGGAAGCACAACCAGCUCUACAAGAAGCCCGACGUCCCGCUGUAUAAAAAGAUCCGCUCAAACGUCUACGUGGACGUCAAGCCCUUCUCGGGCUACGAGGCCACCACCUGCAACUGCCGGAAGCCCGACGACGGCCACGGGGAGGGCUGCCUGGACGACUGUCUGAACAGGAUGAUCUUCGCCGAGUGUUCGCCCAACACGUGCCCCUGUGGGGAGCGCUGCUGUAACCAGCGCAUCCAGAGGCACGAGUGGGUGCAGUGCCUCGAACGCUUCCGGGCCGAGGAGAAGGGCUGGGGCAUCCGCACCAAGGAGCCCCUCAGGGCCGGCCAGUUCAUCAUCGAGUACCUGGGCGAGGUGGUCAGCGAGCAGGAGUUCAGGAACCGGAUGAUCGAACAGUACCACAACCACAGCGACCAUUACUGCCUGAACCUGGACAGCGGCAUGGUGAUCGACAGCUACCGCAUGGGCAACGAGGCCAGGUUCAUCAACCACAGCUGCGACCCCAACUGCGAGAUGCAGAAAUGGUCCGUCAACGGGGUCUACCGGAUCGGGCUGUACGCCCUGAAGGACAUGCCGGCCGGGACGGAGCUGACGUACGACUACAACUUCCACUCCUUCAACGUGGAGAAGCAGCAACUGUGCAAGUGCGGCUUCGAGAAGUGCCGGGGCAUCAUCGGCGGCAAGAGUCAGCGGGUGAGCGGGCUCCCCAGCAAGGGCUCGCAGCCCUCCGCCGCCCACAGGCGGUCCGGCCGUUCCAAGGAGAAGAGGAAAUCCAAGCACAAGCUCAAGAAGAGGAGAGGCCACCUGCCCGAGGAGCCCAGCGAGAACGUCAACGCCCCGGCCCCCCGGCUGACCCCCCAGCUGCUGAUGAAGCCCAUGUCCAACCGCGAGAGGAAUUUCGUCCUGCGCCGCCGCGUCUUCCUGGUGCGCAACUGGGAGCGGAUCCGGCAGAAGCAGGAGGAGCUGAAGGACCCGGACGACACCCUGGCCCCGGGGGGCCCGGCCCUCUACACCCGCUGGAGCGGCAUCUGCCGGGACGACGGCAACAUCAAGUCCGACGUGUUCAUGACGCAGUUCUCGGCCCUGCAGACGGCCCGCUCGGUGCGCACCCGGCGGCUGGCCGCGGCCGAGGAGAACAUCGAGGUGGCGCGGGCCGCCCGCCUGGCCCAGAUCUUCAAGGAGAUCUGCGACGGCAUCGUCUCCUACAAAGAUUCCUCGCGCCAGGCGCUGGCGGCCCCGCUGCUCACCCUCCCGCCGAAGAAGAAGAACGCCGAGUACUACGAGAAGAUCCUGGAACCCUUGGACCUGGCCACCAUCGAGAAGCAGAUUUUGACCGGCUACUACAAGACCGUGGAAGCUUUCGACGCGGACAUGCUCAAGGUCUUCCGCAACGCCGAGAAGUACCACGGGCGCAAGUCCCCCAUCGGGCGGGCGGUGUGCCGGCUGCGCAAGGCCUACUACAGCGCCCGGCACGAGGCGGCCGCCCAGAUCGACGAGAUCGUGGGCGAGACGGCCAGCGAGGCGGACAGCAGCGAGGCCUCCCUGUGCGAGAAGGAGAGCGGCCACGAGAAGGACGACGACGUCAUCCGCUGCGUCUGCGGCCUCUACAAGGACGAGGGCCUCAUGAUCCAGUGUGACAAGUGCAUGGUUUGGCAGCACUGCGACUGUCUGGGCGUCACCUCGGACGUGGAGCACUACCUGUGCGAACAGUGCGACCCCCGGCCCGUCGACAGGGAGGUGCCCAUGAUCCCCCGGCCCCACUACGCCCAGCCCGGCUGCGUCUACUUCAUCUGCCUGCUGCGGGAUGACUUGCUCCUGCACCAAGGCGACUGCGUCUACCUGAUGCGGGACAGUCGGCGAACCCCCGACGGGCACCCGGUGCGGCAGUCCUACCGGCUGCUGUCCCACGUCAACCGCGCCAAGCUGGACAUCUUCCGCAUCGAGAAGCUCUGGAAGAACGACAAGGAGGAGCGUUUCGCCUUCGGCCACCACUACUUCCGCCCUCACGAGACCCACCACUCCCCGUCCCGCCGCUUCUACCACAACGAGCUGUUCCGGGUGCCGCUGUACGAGAUCAUCCCCCUCGAGGCCGUGGUGGGCACCUGCUGCGUGCUCGACCUUUACACCUACUGCAAAGGCCGGCCCAAAGGCGUGAAGGAGCAGGACGUGUACAUCUGCGACUACCGGCUCGACAAGUCGGCCCACCUGUUCUACAAGAUCCACCGCAACCGCUACCCGGUGUGCACCAAGCCCUACGCCUUCGACCACUUCCCCAAGCGCCUCACGCCCAAGAGGGACUUCUCGCCUCACUACGUCCCGGACAACUACAAGCGGAACGGAGGGAGGUCGGCCUGGAAGUCCGAGCGUCCCAAGCCGCCCCUCAAGGAGCUGGGCCAGGAGGAGGAGUCGCUGCCCCCCAUGGAGGAGGUGCUGGGCGGCCGGGAGCCCGCGCCCGGCGGAGACCCGCCCGGCCAGGAGCCCGGCCAGCGGGCCGAGGCGGCCGCCCCCGCCCCCGGGGAGCCCGGCCAGGGCGACGGGAAGGCCGGGCCGCCGCCGCCGCCGGCCGAGGAGGGCGGGCGGGACGCGCCCCCGGCCUCCUCGCCCGAGGACCAGCGGCACAGCCAGCGGGAGCGCCUCAACCAGAUCCUGCUCGCCCUCCUGGACAAGAUCCCGGGGAAGAACGCCAUCGACGUGACCUACCUGCUGGAGGAGGGCUCCGGCCGGAGGCUGCGGCGGCGGACGCUGCUGAUGGCGGAGAGCGGCUUCCGGAAGUGACCGGCCCCGGGCCGUCCACCCCAGCGCCA
Ornithorhynchus anatinus (platypus) is the source of this 8875-nucleotide messenger RNA. It is a transcript of the gene ASH1L, whose product is annotated as ASH1 like histone lysine methyltransferase. NCBI's taxonomy places the organism in Eukaryota, Metazoa, Chordata, Mammalia, Monotremata, Ornithorhynchidae. Gene Ontology annotation, molecular function: histone methyltransferase activity; chromatin binding; protein binding. Gene Ontology annotation, cellular component: nucleus. The record is from RefSeq and is a predicted model, not a curated record.